Trichomonas vaginalis G3 is the source of this 810-nucleotide messenger RNA. Its product is annotated as protein serine/threonine kinase protein. Gene Ontology annotation, molecular function: protein serine/threonine kinase activity; ATP binding. Lineage: Eukaryota; Parabasalia; Trichomonadida; Trichomonadidae. Gene Ontology annotation, biological process: intracellular signal transduction; protein phosphorylation. Bases 1 to 810 code for a protein of 269 amino acids. The record is from RefSeq and is a predicted model, not a curated record. The transcript has a single exon. Gene Ontology annotation, cellular component: cytoplasm.
AUGUAUAUUUCUGACUAUGAACUAACACCUCACAAGAAGGAAAUAUAUCCAGAAUGUCAAAUUGGAGAACAGUAUAUUGGUGAGUGCAAAUCUACAAAGCAAAAAUUCUCAAUUUUAAAAAUUAAUAGAUUUUUCAUUUCAAACUCUUUAUUAUUUUUAAAUUUAAAGGUACAAAUCGAGUUACUCAGUUCCUGUUUCCAUCCAAAUAUUCAAAAAUACAUUGAUUGCCAUUAUGAAGGAGUUUUUCAAUAUAUUAUCCUUGAAUAUGAAGAAAAUACUUUCUAUUCACUGUUUGAGAAAAAUGAUUCUUUAAACAGACGUGAAAUAUUCGGAAUUUUCAAGCAAAUUGUAAGUGCACUCGAAUAUUUACAUCAAAACAAUAUCGUUCAUUUAGAUAUUCGCCCAGAAUCCAUAUUUUUAACAGAUAAUAAUGAGCUCAGACUCGGUAAUUUCUAUAAUGCCCAUAAAAUUGAACCUGAUGAGCUUAUCACAGUUCCAUAUGGUACAUUAAACUUUGCAGCACCUGAAACAAAGACUGACAAACCAUAUGAUGGCAAAGCAGCUGAUGUUUUUGCUUGUGGAAUUUUAUUAUUAUCGAUGUUUAUUAGAAAACUUGCAAUUUCAGGAUCUACAAUAGAGGAAAUAGAGCAAAAUUUUGCGAAUGGUCAGAUAUUUAUACCAUCAUUUAUAAAUGAAGAUGUUCGAUCUUUGAUUUCAUCAAUGAUUGACUUUAAUCCAGAAAAGAGAAUACCAAUAGAGAAUGUGAAGCUUUCUCAAUGGUAUACUUCAGAAAUUUCAGCAUUAAUUUAA